Molecule: messenger RNA, 870 nt
Organism: Antechinus flavipes (yellow-footed antechinus)
Lineage: Eukaryota; Metazoa; Chordata; Mammalia; Dasyuromorphia; Dasyuridae
Product: G-protein coupled receptor 4-like
Exons: 1
Coding region: 1-870 (289 amino acids)
Biological process (GO): G protein-coupled receptor signaling pathway
Cellular component (GO): membrane
Molecular function (GO): G protein-coupled receptor activity
Source: RefSeq, a predicted model, not a curated record
AUGCGCCUCUCCAUGUUCUCCCUGGUGCUGUCAGCUGGUUUGCCCCUGAAUUGCAUGGCUGCCUGGUUUUUGUUGUGCCAGAUCAGGACCAAGAGCAUCCUCAGCAUCUACAUGAUAAACAUGGUGGCCACCAACCUCCUUCAGAUUUUGACCAUUCCGUUCUGGAUCCACUAUACCUACCUGGGACACAGGUGGGUUUUAGGGAGGGAGACCUGCAUAGCAAUUAGCUUUCUGUUCACCACGAAUUUGUACGCCAAAGUUGCCUUUCUGUGCCUUAUUGCCAAGGAGCGCUAUUUCAACAUCGUUUUCCCCAUGCGUUGUCAUGGCCUGGGCACUGUAAGCAUUGCCAUGAAAAUCAGCUUCUCUGCAUGGAUGUUUACAGUUUUCUUUUGCAUCUUGGGAUCCUACCUAAUAUAUGAAGAAAAGGAAGAGACUGAAUUCUGCUACGAAGGCUAUCCCGUUACACAAAAGUAUGCUCUGUUCAAAAUGUACACCAUGUUCUUCUCCUUCUUUGGACCACUUGGACUGAUAGCAUUUUUCUAUGGCAGCAUCCUGUACAAAGUCAGAGAAAUGAGAAAUUUGGAGACAAAAAAAGAAGUCUACGGAUGUAUUCUUCUCACUAUGGUGACAUUCAUUUUGGUCUUUGGACCCUAUCAAGUGACAUCCUUCCUUAAGAAUUUCUUGGAAAGUAGAAAGAGGGAAUCAGAUUUCUGUGCAAAAGAGGAAGCACUUUUUCUUCCUAGAGAGAUCUCUUUAUGUAUGAUGACUCUUGGCAACAUUCUAGAUCCUGUGCUUUACGUCUUACUCAUAAAAAGCACACGAGAUAAAUUUAUAGCCUCAUGUAAAUGUUUGUGUUUUUUCCAUCAGUAA